Cuscuta campestris is the source of this 778-nucleotide messenger RNA. NCBI's taxonomy places the organism in Eukaryota, Viridiplantae, Streptophyta, Magnoliopsida, Solanales, Convolvulaceae. The record is from the annotation of a GenBank genome assembly.
CACACAUUAAAAAAAAUCAAGCCAUGCCUAAAGACAGGUGACAUUUAUUUACUCCACCGCGCAGUCGCCCACGCGCCCCACUAUAAAAAGUCACCCAGCCUUCGUCCAUCUUUCAGUCACGCUUUCGGCCUCCUGCAAAGCUUCCCAACAGAUUUUACUCGAAAAGCUUCUAGGCUAUGGCUUCAAAGAGGAUUCAGAAGGAACUAAAAGAUCUGCAGAAGGACCCGCCAACUUCAUGCAGUGCUGGGCCUGUUGGUGAAGAUAUGUUCCACUGGCAAGCUACUAUUAUGGGUCCAGCUGACAGUCCAUUUGCAGGAGGAAUAUUUCAAAUUACUAUUCACUAUCCACCAGAUUAUCCCUUCAAGCCACCCAAGGUCUGCUUCAAAACCAAAGUCUACCAUCCAAACAUCAACAGCAAUGGCAGCAUUUGUCUCGACAUCCUCAAAGAGCAAUGGAGUCCGGCACUUACCAUAUCAAAGGUGCUGCUCUCAAUCUGCUCCCUCCUCACUGAUCCAAAUCCGGACGAUCCGUUAGUGCCUGAGAUUGCUGAGAUGUACAAGAGGGACCGAGCCAAGUACGAGGCUACUGCUAGAGCUUGGACCCAGAAAUAUGCCAUGGGUUGAGCUUCGGCCGCUUGCUGUCUAAAAGUAGUCCUAUGUCAUUAAUAAGUGUAAUUACAAAACAUCUUAACAUUGGGGUUUUUAACUUUUAAUCUUCUAUUUUGACUGGUGUUUAUCUAUUAUGGAUAUCAAUGAAUGAAUGAAUGGAAAUAGUCUCU